Iphiclides podalirius (scarce swallowtail) is the source of this 564-nucleotide messenger RNA. The record is from the annotation of a GenBank genome assembly. NCBI's taxonomy places the organism in Eukaryota, Metazoa, Arthropoda, Insecta, Lepidoptera, Papilionidae.
AUGGAAAAGGACCACAAGGUACUGGAUCAGGACCUGGGGGAAAAGACUCUGGUGGGAACAACGGAAUGGGACCUCAGGGACCUGGGUCAAGUCCCGAUGGAAAAGGGCCAGGGUCCGGACCUGGGAGCAAUGAAUCUGGCGGACCCGGGUCUAGUCCUGGAGGAAAAGGACAAGGCGGAAAUAAAGGAAAAGGACCCAAAGGACCGGGAUCUGUACCCGGAGGAAAUCAUGGAAAAGGACCAAAAGGGCCCGGGUCAAGUAAUGGAGGAAAAGGACCAGGAAAGGGACCUCAAGGACCUGGGUCUAGUCCUGGAGGAACAGCACCAGGUAAGGGACCACAAGGACCCGGGUCUACUCCGGAAGAAAAAGGUGCAGGUGGAAACAAUGGAAAAGGACCACAAGGACCUCAAGGUACGGAAGGACCUGGGACCUGGUGGGAACAGGAAUGGGACCCUGGUCAACCUGGGUCAAGUCCUGGUGGAAAAGGGCCAGGGUCCGGACCUGGGAGCAAUGAAUCUGGUGGUAACAACGGAAAGGGACCUCAAGGACCUGGUUCAGAACCAG